AUGUCCUUCUUGAGGAAUUACUUCGGCACCACUGCUCCGGCAGCAUCUGCUCCGGCAGCAGAGGGAAACACUCCUAUCCGAGCUCUCCCUGCUACCUGGUACACCUCUCAGGCCAUGUAUGAGCUUGAACAGCGCUCCAUCUUCGGCCGCAAGUGGCUUCUCACCACCCACAAGGCUCGCGUUCCCAACCCUGGUGACUGUGUGAAGUAUGACGCUGCCGGCUACGAGUUCGUUGUCGCCCGCGAUCUGCAAGGAAACGUGAGCGCAUUCCACGCAAGCGAUCUCCUCCCGGCCCACACCCACAUCGACCGCAAUGGCUUUGUGUGGGUCAACAUGGAUGCCAGCGAGACCCCCGAGGUCGCCUGGAAGGAUGACUUUGAGGGUGUGGAUGAGCAGCCCCGAUUCCAGUACUACAACUUCGAUGAGUACAACUUCGACCACACCUGGGACAUGGAGGGAGACUUCAACUGGAAGAUUCUUGCCGACAACUACAACGAGUGCUACCACUGCCUUGUUGCCCACCCUGACAUCCCCACAAUUGCCGAUCUCAACUCCUACUACGUCAAGACCAAAGACGGCCACAUUCAGCACUACGGUGCCGCCCGACAAGACCAGAUCGACAAGGGCUUCCGCAUCGCCACCACUUACUUCUGGCCCAACGCCUCUUUCAAUGUCUCUCCCAACUUCUUCUUCAUGCAGCGCUUCACCCCUGUCAGCCCUACGAAAUCCGUCAUGCGCUACGAGGUCUACCGCCACAAGGACGCAACAGACGAAGCAUUCAACUUGAUCAGUGACAUGUACAAGCGCAUCAUGUCUGAGGACAAGGUUCUCUGCAUGCUCUCGCAGAAGAACCUGAACGCAGGUGUCUUCGUCAACGGCCAGCUCCACCCCAAGAUGGAGCUCGGCCCCCUUCACUUCCAGAAGACCAUCCGCGAUGUCGUUGUCGAGCAUCACGAGAAGGAAGAAGCCACCGGCCACAAGAUUUGGCCUGCUCACCGCCGCGUCGUCGAGGCCCCCUCUAUCGAGAAGGAGGCUACUUCCACCGUCCAGGAAGUUGCUGCAGACGACUUCUCGUUCCGCACUGGAGCCGAUGCCUACACUGAGGCGGAUUACUCCAUGAACAGUGGAUUUGCGCCUGCCAUCGUUGUCUAG
Messenger RNA from Penicillium salamii, 1152 nucleotides. The record is from the annotation of a GenBank genome assembly. NCBI's taxonomy places the organism in Eukaryota, Fungi, Ascomycota, Eurotiomycetes, Eurotiales, Aspergillaceae.